ACUAUAUUAUGCUAGUACAACUAUCUAAAGUGAAGUUAGUUUUAAGCUGUAAAAAAUGGAAGCGUUGAUUUGUCUCAAUAAUUGUGUUUUGGCAAUUUGUUAUUUCAUGUGAAUAGUUUAAAGUUUAUACGAAUUAUAAUAUACUGAAAAUGGGUCGAUCGAGGUCCCGAAGUAAAACACCACGACGGCAUCAUAAAAGCAGCAAACAUUCAAGAAAGAAGAGCCGUUCAAAAGAUCGCUCAUCAUCACGAAGUAGAAGUUCUAAACAUGUUGAGAAAACUAGAGAAAGGAGUUCCAAAUCAAGAAAGAGAUCGCACUCUGCAUCAUCGACGACAAGUAGUGGCGGUUCAUACGAUGGAAAUAGAACAAGUAGAAAGAAAUCCAAAGGACGUAGUAAAAUGGACGAAGUAGACCGACUGGCUGAAAUGGAAAGGCAAAGACGUAUAAGAGAAGCAGAACAAAAGGUAGUUGAAGAGGAGGCAGCAAAAAGAAUAGAACUACUUGUAAAGAAGAGAGUAGAAGAAGAAUUAGAGAAGCGUAAAGAUGAAAUAGAACAAGAAGUUGCAAAAAGAGUAGAAGAGGCAAAGCGAAAGAUGGAAAAAGAGAUGAUGGAAGAACUUGAGAGACAGAGAGAACAGCAGCGACAGGAGGAGCUCGCACGACAGGAGGAAGAAUCACGUAAAAGGAAAGAGUUGGAGGAAAUCAUGGCGGAAAAUAACAGAAAGAUUGAGGAAGCCCAACGGAAGCUGGCUGAAGAAAGACUAGCGAUGAUUGAAGAACAAAGAAAAAUGGAUGAAGAAAGACAAAAAUUGAAAAAAGAACAAGAAAAGAGAAUAAAAGAAGAACAAAAGAAAAUUUUAGGGAAAAAUAAUUCAAGACCCAAAUUGUCUUUUUCACUGAAGCCACUUUGAUGGGUUAUGCUAAUUUGGAUUUAAGCUAAGUUAAACUAAUAUAAAUUUUGAGUUAGGUAGAGUUUCCAUGUGUCAUAAAAUGGGUGGAGGGUGUCAAUCCCAUAAUUUAAAAACACAAAAAAAAAAUACCAUUGGUAAUGAGAGUUACUUUAAAACUACAAUAAAUUAAUGUCACAUUUUCAUUACCCUAAAAAUUAUAUGAUUUGAGAUGGGAACCCUAGACAACAUUCUUGGUUACUGAUAAUUACACUAGUAACUUGAUAAUUUAUAUUUGCUUACUUAUCCAUUUUAUAAAAUUGUAAUAUAAUAUUUCAUUAAAAAAAUCAUUGCUACAAAUUUUCAUUAUGUUAUAAAUAUAGGUACAUUCAAGCCCACAAUUUCAAAAAUUACAGUAAAAGGGAAAAAGAAUAAGAAUGACAAAAUAAGUGAUUUUCGUACAUUAUUUUAUCUAUACAAAGUGUUUUUAUUUAAAAAAAAAUAUAACAUCACGACAACUGAAAGAACAAUAAAAUCUUCAUUGAGAUCCGUCCACAUAGAAACUUUUCAUGUAGUUCAGAUGGAUAAACUUUUGUUUAUUAUUUUAACUUCAAAAAUGUAUUAAAAAAUUAUUCAUUUGAAAACUUCAGCAUUUACUAAAAAUAUUUAAAUAGGCGAUAAGACUAGAAGGCCUAUCUCCUUUUGUUCAUACAAAAUGUUAGUUAAAAAAAAAGUGCUUCGGAUUUUUUAAUCUUGCAAUAUUCAAUAACUUUUGCAUAGGCAAAGUAGCUGGUUUGAUUUUGGUUAGAACUAAAAUGAACAAGAAUGUUAUGGGUUCUUUAUGUAUAGAAAUGAAUUAUUGAUACAGAAUGUUUGUUUAUUUCCUGUCAAAGUAAUAUUUAUUAAAUUUAAAGGAUUUUUUUCACUUCCAUGCACAAUUCAUGUUAAAAAUAUAUUUGAAUGCAAUGUUUGGAGUCUACUUAAAAUUUGUCAUUCAUCAAAUGGAAUUCAAAAACAAAUCAGUUCUCAAAUGCCUUAAAAUUUUGAAAGAGUUAAUAAAAAGUUGAGAAUUAUACCACUCUGUCAAGAAAGUACCGGGAAAAGAUCAAUAAUACGCAAACGGUUUUUUAUACAUGCAAAUUUAUUUUAUCACCUUCAAAGUAUGCUCCUGCAGAAACGAUACACUUACGCCAACGAAUAAUCCAAUCAUCAAAACAUUUUUUUAACGCUGUUUCCGGAAUUGAGUUGUUCUCGCCGUGAAUUCUUUAUGUCUUAUUAUUUAUGUCGAUUGAAAAUGUGUGCCACGAAGUGGUAAUUUGAGAUUAGGAAAAAGAAAGAAGUCGGCUGGAGCCAAAUCUGAUAAAUAUGGUGGUUGCUCGAUGGUAUUUGUUGUGUCUGGUCAAAAAUUCGUUCACAAUGAUGGCCUUGUGCGAAGGCGUAUUGUCGUGGUGCAAAAUCCAAGAAUUUUCUUUCCACAAAUGUGGCCUUUUUCGUCGAAUUUGUUCUCUUAAACGCCGCAUAAAGCUCAAAUAGUAUUCCUUAUUUACCAGUUGACCUUCUGGCAAGAAUUCUGAGUGCACAAAACCCGCGAUAGUCAAAGAAAACACUCAAUAUGACUUUGACUUUAAAACGAGUUCAGCAUGGUUUUUUCGGUUUCGGUUCAGUUGGAAGACGAUACUCCGACGCUUGUUGACUAGUUUGCAUGUCAAACUCGUAAACCCACGUCUUGUCAACCAGUAACAAUGCGUUUCAUGUGUUGGAUCGGAAUUGACUCGUUCUAGCAUGUCCUUAGCGACUCUAUGCGAUUGGGUUUUUGGAGAAAAUUCAGAUCUUUUGGAACUAGCCGAGCGGCAACAUGUUUCAUACCCAAAUGAUUAGUUAAAAUAGUACGGAUCGACUCAUGAGAUACGGAAUGUUAGGCGGCUAUCUCUCUCAAAAGUUGAAUGAGGAUUUUCAGUCAUUGUUUCCUUCACUUUUGCGAUGUUAACUUUAGUUGCAGACGUUGAUGGCCUACCAGAGCGAGGCAAAUCCAUCACACCUCAACCGCUUUUGAACGCUUUGUACCAAUCAUAAGCACGAGUUUUUGAUAAACCGAUUCACCGUAAGCCUUCUGUAACAUUUUCAUUAUCUCCACAACAUUCUCGGACAAAUUCCAUUGGUGAUGCAAAAUGUAAGACACUCUUUCUUCGAUGUUUUUGUCCAUUAUGAAAUUCGAAAUACAUACUAGAUAUGAUAUAACUAAAAACAGCACUGUAUUUAAUAUAAAUAACAGAUGCAACUCAAACUCCGCGCCAAAAUGGAAAAUAGUUGUGCCAAUCUAACAACAACAAGAAAAAAACAAAAAUUUGAAUUUGGAACCAUAAACAAAUUAUACAUUCCCGAUACUUUUUUUGACUGGAUGUACUACUUCAGACAAUUUAGAUAUUUUGAUAGUUGUUAUGUAGAUAUAGAUAUUUGUUAAAUAAAAAAAGCCUACUGCAAAGUAAAUAGGUAAUAAAUUUAAAAAUAUUGAUAAACAAUGGUGUGAUCAAGGGUUGUUACAAAUCAGUGAAUAUUCAAAAAUUUGUCUGGUCUGUUGUCUGUAAACCGAAGAUAAAUCUUCGGUGUACAUUAAAAUAUCAAUAAUCUUAGAUUAUAUUUAGUCAAGUUUUUAUAUAUUCAUUGUCAUUAGAAUAUUUAUUCCGUAAAAGACGCUAUUUGUCCCCCUAUUUCCAAUUGCAUAAAUUAUUCCACGUAAAAUUAGAUUUUCCAUCUUUCUUAAUCAUAAUAGUUUUCGAAAGUAAAUUUAAUUAAAUUCCAUUUUGUUCCUUUUACAGCUUAUACAAUCUACACAAUUUUAAUAAUAUUAUAUUUUGCUUACAUUUCUGCAAAAAGGCACAAUAUCAUUUGUGUCAAAGAUUAAAAACAUCAAAAUAAAGUUACAAGAUAAAAAAAA
Melitaea cinxia (Glanville fritillary) is the source of this 3822-nucleotide messenger RNA. RefSeq names its product UPF0430 protein CG31712 (gene Arglu1). The transcript is spliced from 5 exons. Gene Ontology annotation, cellular component: mitochondrion; nucleoplasm. Bases 150 to 911 code for a protein of 253 amino acids. Gene Ontology annotation, molecular function: cadherin binding. The record is from RefSeq and is a predicted model, not a curated record. Lineage: Eukaryota; Metazoa; Arthropoda; Insecta; Lepidoptera; Nymphalidae.